GCGACUUCUAUAAGGAAAAGCGGCUUAUUGCAGAUCAAAUAUUUAAGUGCAAUGUCAUACCUGCCACAGGAUGUUGUCUCUAGAUCUGGAAACUGAUACGACUGCGGAGGACACCGCGCAAAGCACCCCGGAUGGUGGUGCAGAGACACCGGCCAGUCUCGAUGUACUGGAAGAGCAGCAUCCAGUAAAGCAGUCUUUGAGUGCCUCUAUGUGCCGUGAGACGUACUGGCGCUGCCUCCUUCUUUCCUUGCUCAUGUACUGCUGCCUGGGUGCCGUAGCUUGGUGUCAACUCACUGAAGUCACAAAACUGAGCUUUGAUUCCUCCAGUAGGUCCCAUGCUACCUCCAUGAACUUUCUCAGAGGUCAUUCCAUGAAAUACAACGCCAGCCCUUGCUCUGAUGGCUAUAUAUUCAUCCCUUUGGCUUUUCUGCUCAUGCUUUACGCUGUUUACCUCAUGGAAUGUUGGCAUUGCCGCUCCCGCAGCGAGCUCCAGUGCAAAGCCAACGUUGACAGCGUGUACGAGAGGGUUUUGCGUAUGCGCCAGGCUCGACCGUGCGUCUGGUGGAAAGCCAUCAGUUAUCACUUUGUACGGCGGACUCGACAAGUAACACGGUACAGGAACGGAGACGCCUACACCACCAUGCAGGUUUACCAUGAGCGUGUUAACACACAUGUGGCAGAAGGAGAAUUUGACUACAGUCGUUGCGGCAUGAGGGAUGUUUCGCAUAACUUACGCGGGCUGGAGGGUCACGCAGCGACGCGGUUGCAUUUCACCAAGUGUUUCAGCUUUGCAGUAGCGGGACCUGAAAAUGCUUAUCUCAACCAGAGGGCCAGGUUCUUCUCUGAAAUCGAGGGUCUGGAUGACUACAUGGAAGCCCGUGAAGGCAUGCUCCUGAAGAACGUUGACUUCAAAGAGCACCUCAUCGCUUACGUAGAUCCUGAUCGACUGCCAUGGUACACUUCACGGGUCGUGUUCUGGAUGGCCGCUUUGCUCAUGCUCUCCUGGCCGCUUCGAGUGCUAAUCGAGUACCGUACUGCGUUCGUUCACUACCAAGUUGAGAAACUCUUCGGGUUGGAGUACAGCAACAACAGCCCAUCUCCAGAGGAUGUUGCUACUCUGAGGAACAGUCGCUAUUGUCUACCGAGAGCAGAAACGGUGGAUAGCACCGAGCUAGAAUGGCACAUUCGCUCAAACCGCCAGCUCAUACCAAGCUACUCGGAGGCCAUGCUGAUGAACCUAGGGGCCUCGGGGUCAGACCGCAGAAGCAGUAUUUCCUCCAACCGCUUUUUGUUGAGCAGUUGCCCAGCCCAGAGCUACGGAACGCUGGUCCAGAACUGCGAACACUGUCGCAGACACGAGAGUGGACAAAGACAGCCAACCAUUAGCUCCAGCUGUUCCUCCAUCUUCUCACGACACACAUCCCACUCCCAUUUGUCCCUGGACACCUCCCAUUUCUCCCUGUGUCGUAUGUAUGGUUCGAGGCGCACCGUGGGACUGUGGAGGAGCCGCAGCAGCACGCUUACGGAGCGCUGCUGCCUGGACGAGCAAUGCUGCAGGUCUAACACCAGUCAGCUGGCCCUCAACGACAGCCCACCCAAUUACCAGGAUGCUCGCUUUUUUCCGGUCCUUAUAGUACAUCGGCCCGAGGGUUGCGGGGACUCCUCGGAGGUGAGAAGGUAUUAUGUCCGCAGAGGCUCCUGUUGUGUGGAGACUUCACUUUAAUGCGGAUUUGAAGUUGACUUUCUAAAGAAAUACUUGCACUACACAGAAGGUGAUUUUGGAAUCACGUAGUCUACAAUUGAUGAAGUGUACUUCUCAUAAACAUUGUUUUGCUGUUUGCUAAUAUGUGAAAAUUUUAAAUGUGUCUGAUUCAGCGCACCACUGAACAAUUAUUUAAAAUCUAAGGGCUAGUUUUACAAAUUUCAUUAGGAGACACCAGCCCUUAUAAUUUGCUUUACUAACAAUUGAUAAAAACUGUCUAAUAACACACAUGCUGGCUUUAAAGUGGAACUCUGCCGAAAAAAGUUUUUUUUUCCAUAAAUUACUCACCCUCAAGUCGUUUGACAAGCCUAGGAAAUCUGUUCAUCUUCGAAACGCAAAUUAAGAUAGAUUUGUUAAGAUUCGCGAGCUUUCUGACUCCUGCCCAUAGAGAGCAACACA
Molecule: messenger RNA, 2161 nt
Organism: Triplophysa dalaica
Lineage: Eukaryota; Metazoa; Chordata; Actinopteri; Cypriniformes; Nemacheilidae
Product: transmembrane protein 151B
Exons: 2
Coding region: 71-1723 (550 amino acids)
Source: RefSeq, a predicted model, not a curated record